AUGGCGCGCUCCAAGGCGGUGCUGCUCGCCGCCCUCCUUGCCGUCGCAGCGCACUCCGCCGCUGCGGCUGCUACAGGCCGGUCCUGCAUGAGGAAGUGCGACGACGAGUACAACGAUGACGACGACGACGACGACGCCUUCAAGAAUGGCAUCCGCCCCGUUGCAGUCUCCGUGUCCAAUGAUCACGACCAUGACGACCACCACGAUGAUCACGACCACGACCACGACGACCACGACCAUGAUGACCACCAUGACGACCAUGGCGAACACCACGACGAUGAUGAUGACGACGACGACGCCGAUGACGACGACGAGUGCCGGGUGGAGUGCACCGAGGACUGCAUCGACUACGUGCCCGGCAUUUGUUACCACCACUGCGCCUCCCGCUCAUGUCUUUACUUGCCACCUUAUAGCUACCGGAGAACGGCUUGCUUCCAUCGAUGCGGCCACAGAUGCUACCACCAUGGCCACCAUCAUCAUCACCAUCACCACCAUGACGAUGAUGAUGAUGACCACGACGACGACGAUGACCACCACGAUAGCCCAACACCAAGCCCACCUAAACCUGGACCCAAGCCAAAACCACCCAAGCCAAGGCCAACGCCCAAGCCACCGAGGCCGAGGCCAACGCCGGAGAUACCGCCCAUGCAGCAGAAGCCCAAACAGCCGAGUACCCCGAAGCCACCACAAAAGCCGACACUGCCGAGUUCUCCGAAGCCACCACCGAAGCCGACACCGCCUAGUACACCCAAGCCACCACCAAAGCCAAUGCCUAGUACUCCGAAGCCACCGCGAAAGCCGCCACCACCGAGUACUGAUCCGAAGCCACCACUAAAGUCUGUAGCGCCAAGUAUCCCGAAGCCAGCACCGUCGAGUACCCCAAAACCACCACCGAAGCCAACAACGUCUAGUACAUCAAAACCACCACUGGAGUCAGUAGCACCCCCGAAGCCACCACUGGAGCAGACAAAUCCACCACCAGAACUGACAUUGUCCAAUACUCUAAAGUCACCACCGAAACUGAUAUCAUCCACUAAAUCGAAGCCACCUCAUAUUACACCGAAGCCACCAGCACCGCCCAGAGCACUGAAGCCACCGGCACCGCCCAGAACACCAAAGCUAGCAACUCCCAGGCCGCUGAAGCCAUCACCGAGGAGACAAAGCUAG
Molecule: messenger RNA, 1167 nt
Organism: Miscanthus lutarioriparius
Lineage: Eukaryota; Viridiplantae; Streptophyta; Magnoliopsida; Poales; Poaceae
Source: the annotation of a GenBank genome assembly